AUUUUUAUAUUUUUUUGAAUUACUAAUCUAAAAAUGAAAUAUUUGUUCUAUAAAAAUGAUAAAUUUAAACUAUAUAGGAAUGUCAGUGAGGUAAACUUAAACCUUCCACUGACAUUCGGCUUUUCGUCUAUGACGGCACAUGCAUAACCUUUUUGAAACUUGAACUGCUUCAAACAAGAAAACAAAUCAGAAUUCAUUAGAGAAAUUGUAUCAGAAAAUACGAACGCGAAUGAUAAUGUCAAAUCGUUUUUGAAAAACUAUAUAAUCGCUUUAAAUUUAUACGUAGUGUCUUUUACACUUAUUGUUUAUUAAGUUUUCUGGUAAAAUGAAUGUUAUAUGCUCUAUAUGCAGUGACCCAUUGAUGCAAUCAAAUGAUAUUUUUUAUACUCGAUGUGGACACGUGUUUCAUUUACAAUGUUUGAGUCCCUGGCUUGAAAGAUCAAAAAGUUGUCCACAAUGUAGAGAAAAAGUUACACAAAGUAAAAUACAUAGACUGUAUUUCACGUUUGGGAAUAAUGAAGUUGUCGAGUCUCAGGCUUCUACAUUGCAGGAGAAAAUAGAUGGCUUAAAAUUUCAAAUUUUGUUGAAACAAAAAGAUAUCCAAUAUUAUACCUCAAAAAAUGUUACUUUAGAGAAACAAAGUGCUGGUUUAAGACAAGAAGUAUAUAAAUUGGAGGGCGAAAUCAGUCAAAAGAAUGCAGCAAUGCAUGCUUUGAAAGAGCAAAUCGAAUACUUUAAAAAACGAAGUUCACGUUGUGAUGAUUUAAAAAAAGAAAUUGCUCAAUUGAAAGAUAAGAUUGAAGAUCUCAAACCACUAGAAGCAUUAUUACAUGGUCCUCUUAGUGAUGUUAGUAGAAUGAUUGGAAAUGAUAGAGAUCCUCAAACGCUUAUUAAAUUUAUUUCUAUCAUGAAAAAGGAAUUAAUUCAAAGCUUUAACAAGUGUAAACACUUACGCACGACUGUAAAAAGACUCAGAGAAGAGCUUAAUACAGUUAAUGCAAAAUUAAAUAGUUUAUUAGAAGAACAAUCUAAACAAAUAGAUUCGGAAGGGCAGCUGGAAUUUUCAAAUAAUAAAAAUAUUACUAUACAAGAUACAGAUAAUGAAUUAGAAGAAAUACAUCAAAUUGAUGAUAAAUCUCCUAAUGUGUCAGAGGUACAAAAAAUAGAGAAUAAGAAUAUUCCUAAGAAACCAGUAGAUGUCAAGAUAAGAAGGGAUAAGAGUAAUAAAGAGACAUUAGAGAAAAAUAUCGCGCCAGUUAAACGGAAAACAGCCAAGACAUCCAUAUCCGCGAGUAAAGGCGAAAAUAAAGCCAAACAUAAAGAACAAAAUUCAGAAGUAAAUAGUAAUUCGGACACAGAUACAACCAAUAAUUCCUCCAAAGAUUCUCCAGUAGUCCAUAAGAAAUUCAGAUUAUCAGAUGAUAAUAUAAAUACUUCAGAUAAAAGUACUAAUCAAUCAAGCAGUUCUAUAUCAAAAAAGAAGAGAAAUCAUUCUACAAAAAUAAAAUUAUCUGAUACUGAAGAUGAAGAUAAUAAUUCUGUGAUUGAUCUAACUUGAAAAAUUCCUAUACUGUAUUCAUUUUUCUGUUUUAUAAAUACUCGCCUAUCU
Molecule: messenger RNA, 1609 nt
Organism: Megachile rotundata (alfalfa leafcutting bee)
Lineage: Eukaryota; Metazoa; Arthropoda; Insecta; Hymenoptera; Megachilidae
Biological process (GO): inner dynein arm assembly; outer dynein arm assembly; motile cilium assembly
Cellular component (GO): cytoplasm; centriolar satellite
Source: RefSeq, a predicted model, not a curated record